Molecule: messenger RNA, 1269 nt
Organism: Penicillium antarcticum
Lineage: Eukaryota; Fungi; Ascomycota; Eurotiomycetes; Eurotiales; Aspergillaceae
Product: Zn(II)2Cys6 transcription factor rglT
Exons: 2
Coding region: 1-1269 (422 amino acids)
Biological process (GO): positive regulation of transcription by RNA polymerase II
Cellular component (GO): nucleus
Molecular function (GO): zinc ion binding; sequence-specific DNA binding; DNA-binding transcription factor activity, RNA polymerase II-specific
Source: RefSeq, a predicted model, not a curated record
AUGUCGCUCAUGGCUGAAACUGACGGAGGAGCGCCUGGAUCUGACAACCAGGCUACCAGUGAUCAAAAACGGCAUGCGGCGUGUGACGAGUGCCGGAAACGCAAGCUAAAAUGCUCCGGUGAACUAUCAGGCUGCGCUCGUUGUCUUAAACAGUCACUCCAUUGCAACUAUUCCUCGCAAAAACAAAUGGGUCGCCCGCCCAAGAAGAGAGCGCGAACAGACGAUGAGGGGCUUGAACCUACGCCGCCUGGCGAGAUAUGGCCGAGCCCAGAGGACUCGCAACAAUCUUCAGUCGGACCGAGUUUUACCAACGGCGCUUUCCCGGAUUCCGAUCACCUUUGUCCUUUAUUCUUCUGGACGCCUGGCGGGAAUUCGCCACAAUCGCAACCCACCUCGGAUCUAUUACCAGGCGAAGAAGAGCACAACCACGCAUGGCGACCAGACCGUUUAAAACCUGCGAACCUGCCCGUCUUUCCAUCCUCAAGCCCUUGGCCUGACUUUUCUACCGUCUCCGAAGCUACAGCCAUGCCGUUCCCCGUACCAAACCUCCAGGGUAUGGACUCUCUCCCACUCUCCCCUCCAACAUCUGUUUCCUCUGACGGUACCAUAACUGGUUGUACAUGUCUAUCAUACCUCUAUUUAUGCCUCAGUCACAUAUCAUCCCUCGCCUCCUUCCCUGUCAACUCCCACACCCUAUGCUCGCUAUACAUCGCCGCACGAACAGCUCAAGACGUGAUCCGCUGCCAAGAAUGUCCAAAAGUCUUCGCCACAGGCAUGCAAAAUACCAUGUUCGUGGGGACAUUAUUAACCGUUGUUGCGGACGCAUGGCUGCGAGUUUCGAAGGCCGAUGCCGUCGAGCUCGGAAAGCAAUCCGCAUCACCAGAAUACGUGGCUCAGGUACAACAAAGCCCCGAUCCAACACAAGCCUGGAAGAGCUGGCUCCACCAGAUUGUUCGUCGUGCCAUUAUUGGCGGCACUUUGGAUCAUGGUGCUGUAGUUGGUUGUUCUGGCCAGCUUGAUCUAUUGUCUUUGAUCAAAGAGGUCGAGCACCGUCAAUGGCUCAGGCAUCAACCCCACAAUUCACAAUCACCCUGUUCUUCCAGUGCGAUUCAUAAUAUACCACCGGAGUAUGAGCAACAAGAGAAAGAACAUCUCUGUCUUCGUGUGGUUGGGAGCGCCAGGCAUGUAAUAUCCAAGUUCAACUUUGAUCCUAGCGAUUACCCAGAAGGUGUUGAGCCAGUCACUUUCAGAGAUAAGAUGGGUGAAUAA